AUGAAUCGUCUGUCAAUUGUAUUGGUUAUCGCGUUGGUCGGUUACUCACUGUGUGCACCAGGCUACGGGAGUGGAUCACAAAAUAAUGGUAAUCAAGGCGAAUACCAACAGAGUAGCCACAGUGGUGGUUUACAACACGGAAGCGGUGGAAGCCAGGGAUUUGGUAGUGGUGGAAGCCAGGGACAUGGUAGCAGUGGAAGUCAGGGACAUGGUAGCAGUGGACAUGGUAGCAGUGGACAUGGUAGCAAUGGAAGCCAGGGACAUGGUAGCAACCAAGGAUAUGGUAACAACCAAGGAUAUGGUAACAGCCAAGGACAUGGUGAAUACCAACAACAGGAACAUGGUGGACAUGGACAAGGAAGUCAAUAUGUCAAUAAUCAAGGACACGGUUCACAACAACACGGACAAUACGGACAAGGUGGUCAAGGGUCACAACAACACGGACACCCUGGUCAUGGUUCACAACAUCAGGGACAAAGUGGUCAUGGUUCAAAUCAUCAAGGACAAGGUGGUCAUAACUCAAAUCAUCAUGGAAACUACUAA
Messenger RNA from Macrosiphum euphorbiae (potato aphid), 543 nucleotides. The record is from the annotation of a GenBank genome assembly. NCBI's taxonomy places the organism in Eukaryota, Metazoa, Arthropoda, Insecta, Hemiptera, Aphididae.